This is a messenger RNA of Prorocentrum cordatum, 309 nucleotides long. The record is from the annotation of a GenBank genome assembly. NCBI's taxonomy places the organism in Eukaryota, Dinophyceae, Prorocentrales, Prorocentraceae.
AUGGAGAUGCUUGCCGAGGAGGACCCCACGAAGUACGAGGCCCACUUCGCCAAGUACAUCGCGGCGGACAUCGAUGCUGACAAGAUGGAGGACAUGUACUCGGAGGCCCACGACAAGAUCAAGGAGGAUCCUGACCGCGAGGAGAAGGAGAAGAAGUCAAUCACCCAUGAGCACAAGGGCAACGCCGUCAAGUCUUCUGACGGCACCGACCACACGCGCAGCGUGAAGUUGUCCCUGAAGCAGCGGCGCCAGAAGGUCGCGGCCAAGAUCCAGGCGGCGCAGGCGAAGAUGCUGGCGAUGGAGGACUGA